GCUCUGUCCUCAGAAAGUUGUGGGAGAAGCGCGACGAGGACAGACGUCUACAGCACUACCUGACAUAACACAACGCUACCCACCAAAGACACUCGUUUCUUUUAUCAAGAUGUUUCGUUGGUAUCAGAUGAAGCUGGCAACGCGCCCGCUCCUUACGCAGAGCGUCACGACUGCAGUCCUUUUCGCGACCGGGGAUGCUAUGGCACAGCAACUGGUUGAGAAGAAAGGAUUGAAGAAUCACGAAUUGGCUCGCACAGGUCGCAUGGCCCUUUAUGGUGGUGCUAUCUUCGGUCCAGCCGCAACGACCUGGUUCAAGUUCCUCCAGAACAAGAUCGUUAUGAAGAACAAGAAUGUCGAGAUCCUCGCCCGCGUGGCUGCAGACCAGACAAUCUUUGCCGGCACCAACUUGUUCGUCUUUCUCAGCAGCAUGGCCAUCAUGGAGGGGUCAAGCCCUCAGCAUAAGUUGGAGUCGACAUAUGCAACGGCGCUCCAGAAGAACUGGAUGGUCUGGCCCUUCAUUCAGAUCGUCAACUUCAAGUUGGUGCCCUUGCAUCACAGGGUCCUCGUCGUCAAUGUCAUCUCCCUCGGCUGGAACUGCUACCUCAGCUUCCUCAACAGCCAGGCAUAAGAGCUCUCCAACAUGUACAUUGGGUUUAGGGUUUGCUACCCGCGAUUUCAACAGGUAUCAUUGGAUUUUGCACUGGGCAUAGAUGCAUAGAUCAGGGCAUAGAGUGGGGCAUAUACACAGGGACCUCGCAGCGAU
Molecule: messenger RNA, 763 nt
Organism: Amorphotheca resinae ATCC 22711
Lineage: Eukaryota; Fungi; Ascomycota; Leotiomycetes; Helotiales; Amorphothecaceae
Exons: 3
Coding region: 110-628 (172 amino acids)
Cellular component (GO): membrane; cytoplasm; mitochondrion
Source: RefSeq, a predicted model, not a curated record